AUGGGAGUCGUCAGGGGUGGUGGAGAGGGAGAGCGGGAAGGUGAGGGUCUGUCGAAGUCCUCUUCCCUCCAGAUACUUGCUGAAUCCUUCUUCUGCUUCCUGCACUGCUUGUUCUUUGUCCAUGUCCCAUGGUACAGAUCGUUCUUCUACUAUAGACAUCUCAGAAGUCGAGGGAAUAGAGGGUUCAGUGGAGGGUGUUUCUUUGUAAGGUUGUUCGACAAGAGUGUCUUCAGAGGAGAGGUAGAUGGAUUCACUGGAAGACAUGUUUGCUGGAGGAGUGAAUAA
This is a messenger RNA of Heterobasidion irregulare TC 32-1, 285 nucleotides long. RefSeq lists its product as uncharacterized. Lineage: Eukaryota; Fungi; Basidiomycota; Agaricomycetes; Russulales; Bondarzewiaceae. Bases 1 to 285 code for a protein of 94 amino acids. The transcript is spliced from 3 exons. The record is from RefSeq and is a predicted model, not a curated record.